AUUUCUGCGCGUGCGCAUAAAGCGCCGCACAAGAGCUCGGGGAAGGCAUGGAGCGCUGGGUGGCGGCCGGCUGGUCGGGCUGGGGCGGGUUAUGGCGCUCCUCUUGGGCCCGUUGGCCCCCGUGGGAGCUGCUGACCGCCUGCGCGGUGAUCGGCGCCUUGGGUUGGCUGGUGCGCCUGGUGGAGAGGAGGAGAGGCCGAGGCUCCGGGCCUGGAACCGGAGGGGGGGCGGCGGCGGCUGACUCGCCUUCCCCGCCUUCUUCUCCUGAGGAGAAACGACGCGGCCCCGUCAGCCUUCGCCGAGGGACAGUAACAAUGGACAAUAUAUUGUCACGGCUAAAGCAACUAACACCUGAUGAGCUCAGGGAAGAAAUUGUCAAGGCUGGACAGAAGUGUGGGCCCAUUACGCUAACCACCAGAUCUAUUCUGGAAAAAAGAUUGGCCCAGUCAUUACUGGAAAAGCAAGGAGGAUUCGAAACAGAAAGUCCAAUUUUGAAUGGUGUACCUGGAGCUGAUGCUGAACAUUCUGAAAUCCAGAACUCACAGAAGGAUCAAAAUGGGCAUGUAAACUCAACCGAGGAUGGUGAUUUUGGAUACAAUAUAGGUUUGAACCCACCAGAAGAGGAAGCCUUGUUACACAAGACUGAGGUUGGCUCUCGGAUGACUUCUCAGACUCCAUCUAAGGAGCCUCUGCUGUACUACGGCGUAUGUCCGGUUUAUGAUGAUAUGUUGGCAAGAAAUGAGAGUGUGCAUGUGUAUGAAGAUAAAAAAGAAGCUUUGCAAGCUGUUAAAAUGAUAAAAGGCUCACGGUUCAAAGCUUUCUCAAAUAGGGAGGAUGCAGAAAAAUUUGCCAAAGGCAUAUGUGAUGGUUUCCCAUCUUCAAGCAAGUCCUCCUUGUCUUUGUCUCCAGUGAAAGUUUGUUCCGGGUUCAAUAGAGAUGGCUUAUGCUCUCCUGAGAUGGAAACAGUUAGUAAGGAAAGAGCCAACAGUUAUAAAAGUCCCCGUACGCAGGAUCUCACUGCUAAACUAAGGAAAGCUGUUGAGAAAGGAGAUGAAACAGCUUUUCUGGAACUUAUUUGGAGCAAUCCUCGCUAUCUCAUUGGGUCUGGAGAUAACCCAACAAUUGUGCAGGAAGGCUGUAGAUACAAUGUCAUGCACGUUGCCGCCAGAGAGAAUCAGCCUGGUAUCUGCCGGUUGCUGUUGGAUACGUUGGAAAAUCCUGAAUUUAUGCGGCUGAUGUAUCCUGAUGAUGACAGCAUAAUGUUACAGAAGCGCAUCAGAUAUAUUGUUGACCUUUAUCUUAAUACACCAGAUAAGAUGGGAUUUGACACCCCACUUCAUUUUGCUUGCAAAUUUGGGAAUCCCGAGGUUGUUAGUGUGCUUGCUUCGCACCCGGAUAUUGUGAAGAACCCAAGGAACAAAUCCAACCAAACUCCAGCAGACGUAGUAUGUGAAAGAAGCAAAAACAAAUCUGCAGAUCUGAAGGAGAAAAUCAGGGAAUAUUUGGAAGGUCAGUGUUACGUGCCACUCUUCAGAGCAGAAGAUAAUGCCUCGCCGCCUGUGAUUGGACCACCUUGGUCACCUGACCAGACAGACGAUAGUCCGCAUGGUGCUUUACUGAGAUAUAUUGGCAGCCCUAAAGAUCCUGUGUUGACAGUGAGGGCUUAUGCAGGCCCAAUGAGCCCUUCCAAGGCAGAAGAAUUCCACCGGCUUUGGAAGACUCCGCCUCGCGAGAAAGCAGGAUAUUGCCACAAUCUUCGGAAAUCUGAUUUGGAAAGAGGAGUUGAAAGAGUUGGAAGGGAGUUAGCUCAUGAGCUGGGGUUCCCGUGGGUUGAAUACUGGGAAUUUCUGGGCUGUUUUGUUGAUCUGUCUUCCCAGGAGGGGUUACAAAAGCUAGAAGAAUACCUGGCUCAACGCGAAUUGAGAGACAAGGUUCAGCAAGAAACAGGAGAGAAUGAAGCCCUCCACAGAUAUAAAUCUCAGCAGCUUUCGGGCAAAAGUAAGAAAAGCUGCAAUUCCAUCUCUGUUGGAGCAUUUCUCGAUGAUGAUGACAUGAGUUUGGAAGAAGUAAAGAAUAGGCAAAAUGCUGCUCGAAGUUACAGCCGAGCGGUUGCACCCCAUGAAUCAACAAUCAGGGAUAUUGGAAACUCAGAGUGCGACAUCUUGUCCAUCCAGUGUAUGAAAAACAUAAUACAGAUGGGAGAAGACUCCGGUGCGCGGGCAGACAAAGAGCCUCCUGCUAGUAAAAAUGGAUUUUGUAGCCCUGUGGCCAGUGAUAGAAUUGUUGGCCCUCACAGGAGACAUCCAAGCCAAGAGGAAGAGUGCUUUGCAUCACCCGUCUCCAAUUUAAUGGAAGAAUUUGAUAAGCUGGCUUGCCAGGACCAGAUACUGGGAGCUGAAAGUUUAUCAGAGAAGCCAAGCCAGGGGGAAGGAACGAGGCCACUAAGAAAAUGUAAAGAUCUGGCAUAUUCACCGCUUCCCAAGCCAGGUGCAGCGGCUGGAAAAGCUGAGGAGGCAACAACAAGGACAGAAAUGGAAACGCAUCUGGAAACGAAGAGCGCAUCAGCAGAAAAUGGAGUCUGGGGAGAGAAAGGGCAACAGUCUUGCAGUUCCAAAUCGCAGUCGGAGGUGUCUUCACAGUGUUCCCUAAAUUCUCCAUCCUCCAAUGAGAAAGGAAGACGGCUGUUUCUCUUAGGGGAGCAGCCAUCAAAAUUGGACAAUGAUGUGUUAACAGCACUGUAUGGGGUAGAGAUUGAUCCGCAGUGGUACCCAGCUAUUUACAAGUGGAACCUGUCUGUCCAGUUCUAUUCUUCUUCCGAGCGGCAAAGCUGGCCAAGCCCAUCGCUGAAAGGAAAACUGAAGUCUCAGUCCGCUUCGAGUCCAUCCAGCAGCCCAGCCUAUUAUAGCCCAGGAAAAAGCAGCCCAGGAAAGUACAGCACACCGGCCACUGGCUUCUCUCGAGACUUUGGGAGCCCAGGACGGUAUAGCCCAGCCUACGUGAACCUGUUGUCGAAACGGCACCAUCUCUCAGGACCACCUAUUCAUUAGAAAUUGACUCUCUUAGCGCUUGCAGCUAAGUAUUUUAAGCGGAGGAAAACAUUUAGGGUGUCGAACACUUAGUGUGGUGUCUCCCUGAUCCCUUUUUAUUUAUUGUUGUUGGGGAAAGAGGCUGCUUUGGCAGAAAAUGUCUUCAUUCCAUUUACCAACUUGUAGAUUAGGAGCGGUUACGUGUUUAAAGUACCUGAGCAGUAAGCAUAACACUUAUCAGAGGUGAUUGUGAAUAGUACUGGCUUUUCGGCACGUGAAUCAAAAGGUCCAUUUCUCCCACCCUUCUUAGAGAGAUCCCUUUUACAUGUAGCAACUCUCGACAGUAGGGAACUCAAGGUAUCAAGUUUAUAUUCUCCUGUUAGUCUUCCAGGUGAGGGGGUGGGGGAGAGGGUGCUGCUUCUCAAAAUAGAUGGCUUUUGUCAAAUGUUUUGUCCGUCACUAUUCUUAUUAGAAUUAGUUUAAAAGAACAAGUGAAAGCAUCAGUGUCCUGUACUGAAAUGUUACAAAAAGCUAAAUAACUGAAAUGAAUGGUGAGCCUUCUUCCUCCUUCAUCAUGAUUUGAUUUUGCAGCUCUUACGUAAGAGUUCUUUAGCAACGCCACCUGAUUCAUCACUGGCCUUUCCCUUUUGUUGUCCAGAUCAUUGUUUUGAUGUAUGCAAACAAAUAACGUCAAAAUUAGUUCCAUAUGUGGAAUCUCUUGAAUAUGUAAGUGGUUCCACUAAAACAUUGGGUUUUGUGUGUGUAUCUCUGCUAACUUGCAGUUACAGUUCCAACACAAUUUAAUAAUGAGCCUUUCACCCAUACCCAAAUCUACAGUUUCGGUUCUAUUCAUUUGGAACCUUUCCUUAUGCCUUUUAGUACACAUAACCACCCUAGUGAACGCAGGAGCUGUUAGAGAGGAUAAUCAGACCGAGCUGAUCAAGCAUAAGUAUCCUGCUGCCAAUGGGGGAAGUAGUUUGGCACAGAGCUUUAACAGAGCAGAUGGGGAUUUUCUUUUAUACUUGAAAUCAUCACAACAUCAGGGACAUUUGGUGGUUUCUUUAGACCAGGGCUGGUCCUUCAGGUAUGGAAUGACAGUUCCCAUCCAUUCCCUCACCACUGAGUAUGUUGGCUAGGGCUGGUGACAACUGCACUCCGUUAACAUCUGGAGGACCACUUAAUCCCCACCCCCACCCCUGCCUUACCCCAAGUGUAAUGAGCUUUUUGUAUAUCGUUCCUGAAUGUUUUAACGUUUUGGUACAAAACUCCAGAUUUGCACUUAAGGCUUCCAAUUUUAUUAGUGCCUUUUGUAACAUUUUCAUUUUGUAUGUUUUGACUUGCUUUUAAUAGUGUGUAUGUGGAUCCCUUGGGUAAGCACUAACCAUGUUUUAACUUUUCAACACUUCUGAACAAGUCCCUUUAAUGCUAUCCUUUAAAGCUUAAAGAUUUGGGGAGAUGCUCUAAACAUCCAUCUGUUAAUCUGUACAUUAAUUAGAGGUGGCAUAAAUGUAAAUUACAGAUACUUCCAGUUGAUUUAGAUGGCUCUUAUAAUGCCACUUGUAUAGUCAUUUAAGUAUAAAACAAGCAGCUUUACUCUAGUAUAGGUCUUUAUUAAAGUUAGCCUUCAUAUGUGUCAGGGGUACCAUUUUCCAGUAAACAUAUAGGUUUGGUGAAGCUGGCUUCCUAUACUGUGUAACUUACAACUGCAGCACAAUGUGAUCACAGAGAGAUCAUUUUCUUGGACAAGAUUCCCCCAGAAAGCAUGACCGUGAUUAAUUCUGGGAAUCUCUGUCCAAGAAUAUGUUUCUUCCAUGCUCUGAGCUAACGUACUCUGACACUAGAGACACUUUCCCCAAGUUCUAUGCUGCAAUUUUUAGAGGGGCCAUACUUAGAAAUUACUUCUUGUAAAUUCUUCACCUGUCUAGGAAAUCCCGAGUAAACAGCUGGCUAAAAAUAGUACAUAUUCUAGUACAUCAGCAGGUACGGAAAUUUUGACAAUACUGAAAAUGAAAUCGUAACAGUUUCUUAAAAUGGAAGACACCAUCUGCCUGGGGCUGUCAUCGGCUCUCCUGUAGCAAUGUUUUCUUCACAAAUGUAUAGAAAAGGUGUUCUCGUUUACCAUUCGGAAAACUUUCGUCAAAAAAAACAUAAGCAACUGACUUAUAAAAAAACAUUUUGUUACAAGCCUUCCUUUGCUUUGAUACUUCUUGUUACAUGCCUUUUUUUGUAUUCAAGAGUUUCUGGAGCACAAACUGUCAGUUUAACACUUGUCUUGUGAUGGGGAGGCCCCAAAGGAUUGAUGUUACAAAAUACUGAUGUCUCACAAUUUAGUCCUUUUUUUGUUAGUGUGUUCAAGUGAAUUUAUAACAAUCUUAUUAAAUUUGUUUCGCUAAAA
Molecule: messenger RNA, 5421 nt
Organism: Pogona vitticeps (central bearded dragon)
Lineage: Eukaryota; Metazoa; Chordata; Lepidosauria; Squamata; Agamidae
Source: RefSeq, a predicted model, not a curated record